CAAAAAUAUUAAAAAAUAUUCAUAAUAAAAUAAAAUUAAAUAAGAAAUGAGCUGCUGCUUCCGGGGAUGUUUCAACACGCGGAAUAGCUGUAGGAAUACAGCUGUAAAACAUUUCAAAUUUCCUGUUGUGCCGUAUUUACGGGAAAAGUGGAUGAAGGAUUGCGGAUUAAGCGAGCAGCAAUUGCCAAGGGAACCGUUUGUGUGUUCCAAUCAUUUUUUAAGUACAGAUUUGAUUGCGCGGAACGGUCGUGCACUGCUAAGCCGAGGUGCCAUCCCCGGAGCCGAAAUCGAUCAACAACCAAGCGGCAUGGACGAUGACAAUGAAUAUUGUAUAGACGACGCCAGCGAAUCCCCUUUCGUUGGGAUAUCAAGAAAAAGAGUCAGGAAAGGAUACGUCAGCGUUUCAACGCAAACUGAGUAAGUUUUUUUAUGGCGAUACCAACGAAUUAAUACAUUACACGGUAACACACUAUACGUAACGGCUCUCAGAAGCGGUGAAGUAAAUACAUCAUGGCUUUCAGCGACGAUGAAAUGAUUGGUUAUGGCAAUCGAUGCAUUCAGACGGAAAUCUAAGGAGACUUGUACCGCGGCUCUCGUAGUCGCAUUACAUUAGUAGGGGCUGGUAAGGACGGUAGUGUCAGUUUAAGCCGUGAAGGCCGGAGGAUGUCGGCAGGGAA
Rhagoletis pomonella (apple maggot) is the source of this 677-nucleotide messenger RNA. RefSeq lists its product as uncharacterized. NCBI's taxonomy places the organism in Eukaryota, Metazoa, Arthropoda, Insecta, Diptera, Tephritidae. The record is from RefSeq and is a predicted model, not a curated record. The transcript has 2 exons. The coding region runs from base 47 to 421 and encodes 124 amino acids.